Messenger RNA from Alexandromys fortis (reed vole), 8180 nucleotides. It is a transcript of the gene Pigo, whose product is annotated as phosphatidylinositol glycan anchor biosynthesis class O. Gene Ontology annotation, cellular component: endoplasmic reticulum membrane. Gene Ontology annotation, biological process: GPI anchor biosynthetic process. Gene Ontology annotation, molecular function: mannose-ethanolamine phosphotransferase activity. Bases 4111 to 7383 code for a protein of 1090 amino acids. NCBI's taxonomy places the organism in Eukaryota, Metazoa, Chordata, Mammalia, Rodentia, Cricetidae. The transcript is spliced from 11 exons. The record is from RefSeq and is a predicted model, not a curated record.
GGAUUAAAGCUUGUGUCUACUGAACUGUGAGCUGGAGAGUUGUUCCCUCCCUUCCUGCUGAGUGGUGCAGGUGUUUGGGUAAACAUGGGGAAAGAGGACUACCUAGGCAGAAUGGUACUUCAGCGGUCUUGAAGGACUGAGGGUGCAUCUCGUUCGUUCAAAACCCUUUAAUCUCUACCGUGUACCAAGUAGAAUGUUAAGAUACCAACUAGGGUUUAAAGCAAUACAUACCUAAAAUCCCAGCAGGAUUGUGAGUUCAAGGCCAGAUUGAAGUACUUAGUGAGACCCUGUCUCAAAAGCAGCAGCAAUAAAGUUGAACCAGGUGGCCUCUGCUUCCCCGGAAUACAAAGUCAGGUAGGGAAGGAGACAGUGAUAGAAAGUCAUAAACAGGGCUGGUUACCAGGGGGCUAAAGCCUCUUGCUGUGCAAGCCAAAUGACUUGGUUGGAUCCCUGGAACCAUGCAAAAGCUGGAAGAACCAGUUUCACAAACGGUGUUCUCUAACCUCCACACGCACACCGUGGCACACGCACACACAUAGUCAUCUUUAAGUCAUAGUGCUCUGAUGAAAGAACUAACGUGAGUUAGCUUGGGUUCCAGGAAACGCCAAUGAAAAUGACAUCGUAGCUGAGAUAUGGAGGGAAAGAGACCCAUCUGGUGAUCUGGAAAUGAAGUGUGUAAAAAGCAGUAUGUAAAUGCUGAGAGGCAGAGCACAUCUGGCUUAUAAACACAAGAGAAAGGAACUGCUGUGGCUGGGACAGGUAACAGAAGCAAGAAGUAGCAACUGGAUAUAUUUAACGGGAAAGGAAGAAGUACAUUUGUAGGACUGUAGAUAAUCUGUAGAUAAAGUGCCCCAUAUUUACUAAGAAACCAAAAGAAAAUUGAGUUGUUUUUCCUGCCAAGAUACAACUCACAUAUACAAAUUGCCCUUUUUGUUGUUCCUGGUGGUAGGCCCUCUGUGUAGUCCAGGCUGAUCUUGUGGUAUACCUGCUUUCAGCUUUCAAGUGCUAAUACAGGUAUGUGCUGCCAUGUUCAGCCAACUUACCCAUUUUAUGUAUGUUAGGCUUUUAGUUAGCUCUCUGCUUACUGUUUUUGAGACAGCGUUUCGUGUGUCGCAGGCUGGCCCCAAACUAGCUAGCCUCUACCUCUCAAGUGCUAGGAUUACAGAUGUGUGUAACUAUACCAGAUGUUAUGGAGUGCUGGAGAUCUAACCCAGGGUUUUGUACAUCUUCCAUCAACCAAUAAACCCAGUGGAUUUUAAUAUACUUAGAGUUUGUGUAAGCACACAUUUAGAACGUAGACCCCUUCCUACGCACACUGCCGCAUGCGCAUGCCAGGUUUUGUUUAUUCGCUAAUGGAAAUUUGUGUUUUGAUCUUUUGGUAAUUAUAGAUGCUACUUUGGGUGUUUACAUAUAGGUGUUUUGGUUUUUGGAGACAGGGUUUCUCUGUGUAGCCCUGGCUAUCCUAGAACUCGCUCUGUAGAGCAGGCUGACUUCAAGCUCACAGAGAUCCACCUGUCUGCCUCUUAAGUGCUGGGAUUAAAGUUGUUCACCACCACCUGGCACAUACAGGUUUUUAUUUAGAUGUAUUUUUAUCUUGGUGUGUAGUUUCUCUAGUUUCUCUUUGUUUCUCACUGUGAUAAAGUGCUCUGGUAAAAACAUCUAAAGGAGAAAGGUUAUUUAGCAAACAAUUUCAGUUCACAGUCCAUCGUGGCCCGAAAGUCACAGCAGUGAGAACAGGAGAGACGGCUCAGUAGUUCAGAGCACGUACGGCUCUUGUAGAAGACUAGAGUUCAUUUCCCAGCCCCCACAGCAGGGGAACUGCAGCCUUACAUAACUCCAGCUCCAUCAGAAUCCGACACACCAACCUCCAUGAGGCACAUACUCACACACAAACACAUAUAACUAAAAAUAAACUAAAAAAAAAAAUUUGAAGCAGUUUUUUUUUGUAGCGUUCGCAUUACCUCUGUAAUCAGAAGAGAACGAUGAAUGUUAUGUCUGCUUACUAUUGGCCUACUCUCAGUCUGUUCAGGGUCCCCUGCCUAAGGAAUGGUGCCAUCCACGGUGGACGUGUCUCCCCACCUCAGCUAACAUAACCGAGAUAACCCCCACAGGCGCGUCCAGAAGCCCAUUCCCCAGGUGACUUUAGGUUCUGUUGACAGUUACUAUUAAGCAUCACCCCUGGGUAUCUAUGUAGGCGUGGAAUUUCUGGGCAAUACAUCAGCUAAACCUUUUGAGAAGCUGCUGUGCCAUUUCGCAGUUCCGCCUGUGUGACGGCCCCAGUUUCUGCACAUCCUUGCUAGUACUUGUCACCAUCUUUCUUCCUCCGUGUUGCGGGUCUCUGUUGGCACAGGCUGGCCUUGAACAUGUGGUAAUCCUCCCGGAGUCCUGGGCUUACAAGCAAGCAUUCCAGCUAUUGUUUUCUUUGGUGUGCUAGGGACUGAACCCAGAGACUUGUGUAUGCCAGUCCAGUACUCUACUGCUGAGAUACAUCCCUAGUCUGAAUUAGGAUAAUUAAAAUGCCACUUCUAGCACUUCCCAGAUGGCUCAUGACGUUAAGAAUCUUUCCAUGUGUGAUGGCUAUGUGUAUCCUUUUUAGAGAAAUGUCUAGAGGCCACUGUUCAUCUUUAAAUUGCAUUAUUUGAUUAUUAUUAAUUAGAUUUUUUAAUAUGAUGAGUGUUUUUGCUCACAUGUAUGGAUAUGUACCAUAUGUGUGCCUGGUGCCUUUGAGGUCAGAAGAGGGCUUUGGGUCUCUUGGAACUGGUAAGAUUCAGCUAACAGUUUUUUGGUGUGCUACCACCGCCCGGCCAGCUAGUAGUUUUGAGAGCAGUGAUGAAUGCUAUCAACUGGAAUCAGCUAAACACAGAGGAGAAAAAGGUCUUUCUUUUCCAUGCCUCAUGUGCAUGUAUCCAUGUUUCUGUAUGUGUGUGGAAUAAUCCUCCAUCUUUAUUCCACCUUGCUCACUGAAGUUGGGGCUGGUAAUUAAACUCAGAGCUUGACAAUAUGAAUAGUCUAGCUAACCAAGUUUGACUCCAGAAGUGCUAACAAAAAAUAGGCAGAGGCAAGCGGAUCUCUGAGUUCGAGGCCAGCCUGGUCUACAUAAGUUCCACAACAGCCAAAGCUACAUAAUAGAAUAGACCUUACUCAAAAAAAUAAACAAAAGACGGCUUAGUUAGUGGUUAAGAGCAAUUGCAGCACUAAAUGCAUUUGGUACACUAAUAUAUUCAGGUACACAAAACACAUUCACAUAAAUGUGAACACAUUCACACUUUUAAAAAAAGUGUUCCCUGAAUUUGUUUUUCAUGUUUAUGUACACACCGGUCAUCCUCCCAAUUCUCCCAACUCUUAGAACUUCGAUCAAACUUGCCAGCCUUCCACUCUGGAGCCGGCCGGCAGGUGGCGACGAAUCUCCUGCAGGGCGCUCUGUCCGACGUGCGCACCUCUGUGGUGUCAGGCUACAGGCACCGCCGCUGCACUUCCGGGCGCGGAUCCAGGUGAGCCAAGGUCUCCCGAGAACCCUCUGUCACAGCCAUCCCUAGGACAGGUGCCUCAGCUUGCUGCCGAGGUGCCGGGCACCGGAGUGAGCAUGCCCACGUGUUGGCCGGGUUUCCACCGGAGGAGACAGAGCCGCCGGGACUCCUGGAGCCCAGCUUAGCUCAACGGGCUCUAGACCAGGGCUCCUGGGGACGCCGGUCCUCGGUUUUCUGUUGAUCCUGGCCGCCCGGAAGCGGCGCGUGACUCCUCCCUCUCGUCUCCUCCGCCCCCGCCAGGCGGCGCCGUUUACUCAAUCCGGUUUUCCGUGUGGCUGCUUAACAUUGCCACCCUAGCAGUGUUGAGAUAGUCCGAAGGGAUUCAUUGAAAUGAAUUGACAGAGAACCAUCUACCAGCCGUUUGGAAUAGUCUUGCUUCUGGACUGUGGUUUAAUAGCAUUAGAUCUCCUGGUUGUAUAUGCCCAGGUUCUUAUGCUCACGUCCGGAGCCCGAAGCAAUAGGUGUAGUGUGGGUUCCAGGUUGAGAUCCAGAGUCUCUGCAUCUCUCCCUCAGAUGAUAUGACUGGUAAAAACAGCUGGAAUGAGUUGGCUAUGAGUUGCUUAUAUCCUGAAGUUUAUUGCAGAUGCAGAAAGUCUCCGUGCUCCUCUUCUUAGCCUGGGUCUGUUUUCUUUUCUACGCUGGCAUUGCGCUCUUCACAAGUGGCUUCCUUCUCACCCGUUUGGAGCUCACCAACCAAAGCAGCUGCCAAGAGCCCCCCGGCCCUGGUUCCCUACCAUGGGGGAGCCGAGGAAAAUCUGGGGCCUGCUGGAUGCCAUCCCGGUUCUCCAGGGUUGUGUUGGUGCUGAUUGACGCUCUGCGAUUUGACUUUGCCCAGCCUCAGCGCUCACAUGUGCCUGGGGAACGUCCUGUCUCCGUGCCUUUUCUGGGAAAAUUAGGCUCCUUGCAGAGGAUCCUAGAGAAUAAACCCCACCAUGCCCGACUAUACCGAUCUCAGGUGGAUCCCCCCACGACCACCAUGCAGCGUCUCAAAGCUCUCACCACUGGUUCCCUGCCUACCUUUAUUGAUGCUGGCAGUAACUUUGCCAGCCAUGCUAUAGUGGAAGAUAAUCUCAUUAAACAGCUCAACAGUGCAGGAAGGCGUGUUGUUUUCAUGGGAGAUGAUACCUGGAAAGACCUUUUCCCUGGAGCGUUUUCCCAAGCGUUCUUCUUCUCCUCCUUCAAUGUCAGAGACCUACACACAGUGGACAAUGGCAUCCUAGAACAUCUCUAUCCUACCAUGGACAGCGGUGCCUGGGACGUGCUGAUUGCUCACUUCCUGGGCGUGGAUCAUUGUGGUCACAAGCAUGGCCCUCACCACCCUGAAAUGGCCAAGAAACUUAGCCAGAUGGACCAGGUGAUCCAGGAACUUCUGGAACGUCUGGAGAAUGACACACUGCUGGUGGUAGCUGGUGACCAUGGGAUGACCAUGAAUGGGGACCAUGGAGGGGACAGUGAGCUGGAGGUCUCAGCUGCUCUCUUCCUGUACAGCCCCACCCCCCUCUUCCCUACUGUCCCACCGGAGGAGCCAGAGGUUAUUCCUCAAGUCAGCCUUGUGCCCACACUGGCACUGCUGCUAGGCCUGCCCAUCCCAUUUGGGAACAUCGGAGAAGUGAUAACUGAGCUGUUCUCAGGUGGCAAUGACUCCCAUCCUCAGGCCUCUGCUCUGGCCCAAGUCUCAGCUCUCUAUAUCAAUGCCCAGCAGGUGUCCCGAUUUCUUCAUACUUACGCAGCUGCUACUCAGGAUCUCCAGGUUAAAGAGCUUCGUCAGCUGCAGCAGCUCUUCUCCAAGGCCUCUGCUAGCUACCAGCAGCUCCUGCAGGACUCCCAGAAGGCUGAGACGUUGCUGAAGACGUUGACCGCUGAGUUGCAGCGGUUCCUGCGGGGAGCUCGGGCCAUAUGCAUCGAGUCUUGGGCCCGUUUCUCUCUGGUCCGAAUGGCAGGGGGUGCUGCUCUCUUGGCUGCUGCCUGCUUUCUCUGUCUGCUUGCAUCCCAGUUGGCAGUAUCCCCAGGCUUUCCCUUCCGCCCGCUACUGCUAGUACCUGUAGCCUGGGGCCUAACUUGGGCCGUACUGUAUGCUGGACUUGCGGUAACUGCAGGGUCAAAGGUGGAUACAGUGGUUCUAGGGGCUGUAGCUGCAGCAGGGUCAAUCCUCCCUUUUCUGUGGAAAGUGUGGGUUAGCUGGGGGUCCAGUAGGCCCCUGGUACCCCUACUCCCUGUCCCUGGACCUGUUCUCUUGCUCCUGCUCAUUCGCUGGGCCACUUUCUUCUCUGAUAGUUUUGUUGUUGCUGAGGCCAGGGCUACUCCCUUCCUUUUGGGCUCUCUCAUCCUAUUCCUGGUUGCUCAUCUUCACUGGGAGGGCCAGCUACUGCCACCUAAACUGCUUACCAUGUCCCGCCUUGGCUCUUCUGCCCCAACAGGCCCUCCACGGCACAGUGGCACAUAUGCCCUGAGGCUUGGAAUUGGGUUGCUUUUAUGUACAAGGCUAGCUGGGCUUUUCCAUCGCUGCCCUGAAGAGACACCUGCUUGUCACUCCUCUCCCUGGCUGAGUCCUUUGGCAUCUAUGGUGGGCGGUCGAGCCAAGAAUUUGUGGUACGGAGCUUGCGUGGGGGCACUGGUGACUCUGUUAGUAGUUGUGCGCCUGUGGCUUCGCCGCUAUGGUAAUCUCAAGAGUCCUGAGCCGCCUGUGCUCUUCGUGCGCUGGGGGUUGCCCCUCAUGGCACUAGGCACGGCUGCCUACUGGGCGUUGGCAUCAGGGGCAGAUGAAGCCCCACCACGUCUCCGGGCCCUGGUUGCUGGGGCGUCAGACGUGCUGCCUCGGGCUGUGGUAGGACUGGCUGCCUCAGGGCUCGUGCUGCUGCUGUGGAGGCCUGUGACGGUGCUGGUCAAGGUUGGGGCUGGUGCUUCAAGGACCAGGACUAUCCUCACUCCCUUCUCAGGUCCCCCUACUUCUCAGGCUGACCUAGAUUAUGUGGUCCCACAAAUCUACCGCCACAUGCAGGAAGAGUUCCAGGGCCGGCUAGAGAGGACCAAAUCUCAGGGUCCUGUCACUGUAGCCGCGUACCAGCUGGGAAGUGUCUACUCCGCUGCGAUGGUCACAGCCCUCAUCCUUUUGGCCUUCCCGCUUCUGCUGUUGCAUGCAGAGCGUGUCAGCCUCGUGUUCCUGCUCCUGUUUCUGCAGAGCUUCCUUCUCCUGCAUCUGCUUGCUGCUGGGACAUCAGUCACCACCACUGGUCCUUUUAUUGUGCUGUGGCAAGCAGUCUCAGCGUGGGCCCUUCUGGCCACCCAGACCUUCUACUCCACUGGCCACCAGCCUGUCUUUUCAGCCAUCCAUUGGCAUGCAGCGUUCGUGGGAUUCCCAGAGGGUCAUGGCUCUUCUACUUGGUUGCCUGCUUUACUGGUGGGAGCAAACACCUUUGCCUCCCAUAUCCUCUUUGCAGUAGGUUGCCCACUGCUCCUGCUCUGGCCCUUCCUGUGUGAGAGUCAAGGGCCAAGGAAGAGGCAGCAGCUCUCAGGGAGUGAAGCCGAGGGCAGAGUCAGGCCUGAGGAGGAGGAAGAGGAGCCACUGAUGGAGAUGCGCCUCCGGGAUGCUCCACAUCACUUCAAUGCAGCCCUGAUGCAGCUUGGCCUCAAGUACCUCUUUGUCCUUGGAGUUCAGAUUCUAGCCUGUGCCUUGGCAGCUUCCAUCCUCCGAAGGCAUCUCAUGGUCUGGAAGGUGUUUGCCCCAAAGUUCAUUUUUGAAGCCACUGGUUUCAUUGUGAGCAGUGUGGGACUUCUCCUGGGCAUAGCUUUGGUGAUGCGAGUGGAUGGCGCCAUGAGCUCCUGGUUCAGACGAUUAGUUCUGGUUCAGCAGAGGUAGCCCAGGCCUUGCGUGUUGGCAGCUGGCCAUGGAGAGGGCUGAAGAAUCAUCUGGCCUGACCUGCACUGGUGCUGGAUAUUCUGCAGGAGAGACUCAGACACACCUCCUAACCAUCAUGUAACCAGAGACUGCUUACCCUGGGACUUCAUUCUAUAAUUCAGAAUCACUGUGGAGCCUGAGCCCUCGCUCCUUGUUUGGAUGCACCUGAUGGACGACAGGGGUAGUUCCCCAAGUGGAAUCAAAUAGCAGUGUAAAUGUGUGUAUCUAAGAUGUGGAAGAGCUCGCCAAGUCAGCCUCCUCCCACCAAGCACGAUUAGUUAUGUCAUCUUAGGUGGGGUUUGCUGUACCCGAGAACUCUUUGUGAGAAACUGUCUGGGUUCUUCCCAAAUGUUCUAGUCAUCCCAUUUGUCCUGCGUCCUCCUUGUUUGUUUGGUUUUGGUCAUUCUGUGCUUUACCUGAUAGCAGAGAAGACAAGCCCAGCAUCGUGAAACACACAGACGUCUGUGUCUGAAGCCUUAAGCAGCACUGUUUCUUCCUCUGGUUCCUUUCCCUCCCACGGCCGUAGAAAGCCUCUCUCUAGUUUUUAGCCCAUGUCACCUUUAUCACAUCUACCUGCCUAUUGAUUAUUCCCAACUUAAAGCCAAAAUGAAAUGAAUGUAAUGCAUCUUUUUAAAACAAUCUCACUAUGUAUCUGCAGCUUGUAACUCAAUGUGGAGUAGGCUAGCCUUGAAGUCAGAGAGAUCCACCUGCCUCUGCCUGCCAGAAUAAAGGCGUGUGUCAGCACGCCUGCCUAAUGA